CAGCCAACCACCACGUAGGAGCUAUGACUCUCAAGCAGCUCCUUGUUACCCUUUUCUUACAGUUGUUGCAGAUGAUGUCGGUACUGGCUCAAACUCCCGUCACGCUCAACGUGGUAGAAAAAACAUCGUAUCCUUUCUCCACCCCGGGAAACACUCAAGAGUUUGAGUUGGCUGGAACUGGCACGGACGGGGCGACAACUCUAGUAGAUCGAAUUCGCGUGAGCGAAUACCUAGUGUUCGACGACACGCAUUCGACCCCUUUCUUGUCAACGGCCACUGCAGCCUCGACAUACACGCAAACGUUUAUUGCCGUCGGUUCAUCCGCGUAUGAAAUUAUCUACGUUCCGGAGGAAACGGGUGCCGUCGCCGUAUCGCAGUCUUGCGUAUUUGGAGGGCAAGAUAAGGGGCAAUGUGUCGAGGAAGAUUGGGUUGUGGGACAGUCUUCUACACAGACAACGACCUUCACUGGGCCUGCUGUUCCGUAUUGAAUACUGGUAAUGCGCAACGCCGGUUCUGAGAGCGUGCGCUUAGUCAGCACUAAUUUGGCGGGUGUCGCGUCUGAAACGCGGCGAAUAUGAGCACUGACUUUCAACUUGAUAUGCAACUUCGUGUAGAGUUCAAAUCGUA
Molecule: messenger RNA, 627 nt
Organism: Marasmius oreades (fairy-ring Marasmius)
Lineage: Eukaryota; Fungi; Basidiomycota; Agaricomycetes; Agaricales; Marasmiaceae
Exons: 3
Coding region: 24-488 (154 amino acids)
Source: RefSeq, a predicted model, not a curated record